Brassica napus (rape) is the source of this 6967-nucleotide messenger RNA. RefSeq names its product receptor-like kinase TMK3. The transcript has 2 exons. NCBI's taxonomy places the organism in Eukaryota, Viridiplantae, Streptophyta, Magnoliopsida, Brassicales, Brassicaceae. The record is from RefSeq and is a predicted model, not a curated record. Gene Ontology annotation, molecular function: protein binding. The coding region runs from base 376 to 1749 and encodes 457 amino acids.
UUACCAAAUUUUCAUCCAAGUUAUGGUAGAGUAUUCAAUUCGUACACAUCCUCAAUUCCUCAAUCAUUAGUGGGAGCUGAAAAUGCCAAAAAAAAAUCAAUCAUAGAAAUACAGGAAAGAGAAUAAUAAAUCAAAGACCAUAUCGUUUUCUCAUCUUGAUCCGUAGAUUUUUAUUUGUUUCCUUCUUACCAUAAAAGUGGUCAGAGAGUUACCAAAUUUUCAUCCAAUCAGUCAAUCGUUUCGAUCUUCUUACUUAAAAUAUGAUUUUCCCAUUUUGUACUGUUUAUCUAUUAUUAAUAGAGAGAGUGUCUCUAUCCCACAAUCACACAACACUCUCAAGUAGUCUCAAUUUUCCAUCACAUUUUUCCCGCGAAAAUGACGAGAUCACAUCUUUGCCUCCUCUGUCUCCUCCUGUCCCUUGUGAAUUUCGCCGCUUCUCAAGACGAUGCGACGAUCAUGCAAUCCCUCAAAUCUACUCUUCAUCUCACACCAGACGUGGACUGGUCCAACCCUGACCCUUGCAAAUGGCCCAGCGUCCAAUGCGACGGAAGCAACCGCGUGACGAGGAUCCAGCUUAAACAGAAAGGCAUCAGCGGGACUCUCCCUCCGGAUCUCCAGAAACUUUCCGAGCUCAUCGUCCUCGAGUUAUUCUCCAACAAAAUCUCCGGCCCGGUUCCUGAUCUCUCGGGACUAACGCAUCUACAGAGGCUGAAUCUACACGACAAUCUCUUCGAAUCGACGCCGGCGAAUCUCUUCUCGGGGAUGAACUCGUUGCAAGAAGUGUACCUCGACAACAACCCUUUCGCUUCUUGGGAGAUUCCAGAGACUAUUAAAGAAGCCACGUCUCUCAAGAACCUCUCUCUCGUCAACUGCAACCUCGCGGGUUCGAUUCCUGAUUUCUUCAGCUCCCAGACGCUCCCAAGCCUCGUUUCUUUGAAGCUAUCUCGCAAUAAUCUGCAGGGAGUGCUGCCUUCCAGCUUCGGAGCUUCCUCGUUACAGCAGCUCUAUCUCAACGGACAGAAGCUAUUCGGGUCUAUCUCGGUGUUACAGAAGAUGACUUCUCUCGUCGAGGUUGAUCUGCAAGCUAACACCUUUUGGGGUCCCAUCCCUGAUCUCUCUGGUUUACAGUCUCUCAGGUUGUUCAAUGUAAGAGAGAAUCAGCUCACUGGUCUUGUCCCACCGUCCUUUACUGGUCUCAAAUCGCUUACUGUCGUGAAUCUGACUAAUAACUGCUUUCAAGGACCAACUCCCUUAUUCGACAACUCCGUCGCUGUUGAUAUAAUAGCCAACACGAAUAGCUUCUGUCUGGAAACUGCUGGUGCUCCGUGUGAUCCUCGCGUCGAGGCCUUGCUUUCUGUAGCUGAUUCGUUUGGAUAUCGAGUGAAGCUAGCCAAGAGUUGGAAAGGGAAUGAUCCGUGUGGUCGUAGCUGGCUUGGGAUUACUUGUUCUGGAAGUAAUGAUGUUACAGUGGUCGAUCUUGGGAGGCAGGAGCUCACGGGUACGAUACCUCCGAGUUUUGCUAAGCUUACUUCCUUGGAAACCAUCAAUCUUUCUAAUAACCAACUCACUGGGAGUAUACCGACAGAGCUUACCAAUUUGCCUAUGCUUAGGACACUCGAUGUGUCGAACAACGACAUCCACGGUGAUGUGCCCAAAUUCAGCCCAAGUGUGAGUGUGGUGACUACUGGUAACGUUAACAUCGGGCCUGUCUCACCGACUGAUUGGAAAUCCUUCAGAAAUAGAAUAUAGAUCAUUUUUUGAAAAACACAUUUAAAAACUAAAUGAAAUUAAUAAAGGAAAUUGAAAAUUUGACCUAGUUGUACUACACCCACGUCUUCUUUCUUUAUCUAAAAUUAUAAAUCAAAUUAUCUGCCGAGAGCAUCUCUAACUCCACUUUAUAUUUCAUUUUUUGCUUUAUUUUGAAGUAAGUUUUGCUUCAACCUUACUUCAUUUUUUUUGCUUCAGAAUGAAAUAAUGAACAUUGUUGUUUCAAAUUUGAAAAUCUACUGUACAUAUCUUCAUUUUUUAAAGAUGAACGUUUUCGUUAUAAAUUGGUACUUAACUUUUAUUUAUUCUUAUCUUUUGACGAAAUAAACUAUAUGCUUUAAUAUAAUCCAAUUAAUUUCAAAAUUUUGACUAUUAAUUUUAUCUAAUCAGAUGUUUAUAUCAAAAAACAUAUGAAUCUUUUUUAAUUCGAUUUAAAAGAAUCAAAGAUAAAUAAGCUCAUUUCUUACUCUAAACAUUUUUGUUAAUCAAUUGUAGAAAAAUAUUAUAUAUAUGGUGUUUUUUUAUACAAAUUAUGAUGUUUUGUGUUUGUUUAUUCAUGUUAUGUAAUAAAUUCAUUAUAUGAGGAUAUUAAAUUUAUAUGAAAUAAUAAUUAUGUUGGAUUAUUUUUAAAACAAAAUAGUUAGGAAAAAUAAGUAAAUAUAAAAAAGUAAUAAGGUGUCUAUUAGUAAUUAAUGAUAAAGUAGAGAUGAAAUAUACUUGGAAUAUUCUUUUUAUAAGAAAGAAAUGAAGCAAACCAUUGCAGUGAUUGCUACUUCAUUUUGAAAAAAAAAUGAAUUUUUUAAGAUAAAAUUGAAGUCAACCAUUGGAAAUGCUCUAACUACAAAACAACAUGCACACAAAUAAAAAGUUUGCAGAUAACGAGGUCAAAAGAAAAGCUAAAAAGGUAAAAAGUUAAAACUAAAUGAAAAUUUUGAUUUAUAUGAUAUAAAUAACACGAGUUAUGAGAAUUUGUGAAAUGUUUUUAGCGAUUUAAACCCCUAACAAUUAUUAGAUCGGAUGGAAAACCCCCAAUUAAAACUUUAUGUUUUUAAACCCUCAACUAUUAAAACGUUAACCCACCGUUAAUAUCGUUAACCUUCUGUUAACACAGUCAUCUUUUCUGGAGGGAUUCAUGUUAUAUUAACGAGGUGUUUCAUAUAAUCACAUAAACGUCACGAGAAGCUUACAACCGAUGGAUGUUUUAGUGAUUUAAACCUCCAAAUAAAAACUCAUUUUUUGGUCUUGGAGAAAUUUUAAAUUUGCGGUUUUAGCAGAAAAACGUGAUUUUCAGUUUUUGCAGGAAAAUUCGAUUUUAAGUUUUUAGCGGAAAAAAAUUGAUUUUGUGGUUUUGGCAGGAAAACCCGAUUAUUAGUUUUGGCAGAAACUUGAUUUUUGAAGUUUUGGCGAAAAAUGUGUUUUCGGUUUUACGAGAAAAAUUGAUUUUUGAUUUUGGUAGAAACCCCUAUUUUAAGGUUUUGGCAAAACAACUCAUUUUACGGGGUUUUAUGUGAAAGCUCGAUUUUUUUGGUUUUGGCAAGAAAACUCGUUUUUGAUUUUUUGGCGAGAAAAAUUGAUUUUACGGAGUGGUGAGAAAACUUUAUUCUGCAUAACCGAACAAAUUUAAAAUUCCAGUAUACAGUUAAAUAUUGUAUACAAUUUAUAUAAAGCAAAAUAAAAGAGCUAAAAUUAAGCCCUAAAAAUUUUAAGGCUAAUUAUGUUCAAGCCUUUUAAGCUUUGUGUCAAUGUAAGGGUUUGUGCUAAAAGUUGGCCUACAAGGUCAAGGAUAACCCUGGUAGGUUGAGCCACAUUAAUAUUCCUACUGAUGGUGUUGAAUACACGCCGGAUAUAAUUCUCUGUUACUAUUCUAUUCAGAACCGACUAUAAAAUAAAGACAAAGGAGAAAAAGGGAUCCAAGCCUCAGAAUCACAUACCAAAAUUAUACUCUUUUUACAAUCAAAUUCACUUGUAUUCUUACAUAUCUUGUUCUUCAUCAUUAUGUCAACUUUGAGUAUCACUAAGAAACUUUUUUCCAUCUUUAAGUCUCAUACGCAUUAUCAUUUUGUUCAAUACUUGUUCAACAUAUUAGAUUAAAGCAUAACCAUAAUUUAUGAGUGGAUCAUCUGGUCCGUCAUUUGGCGCGCGAAAGGAAGGAGGUGGGAAUUAAUACAAAAACCCUCUACAGAUCCGGCGUGAAAACCAAAUAAAAUUGACUGGAACACACACAUCUGAUUUAUCCAGAGCAAUAAAAAUCACGGGUUCCACCCUGCAUGUCGUAGGACAGCAAUUCAACGCCGAUGUAACUCACAUCACCGUAACACCACCGACAUCACCAAUUGCCAAUCUGGACGAAACUCUAUCCCAUGCACCAUGCGAGUUACGAAAUGUUUCCUUUAUCUUGAUUCAAUGUGCAGGUCAGACGGAGGUUAUGGGACAUCAAGCUUUACAAAGCUUAAAGCAACUCACAAAAAUAUUGGGUGAAUAGCUGGAGCAUAUCGAUUUUCAAAUUGCUUCGUCACCAAGAAUCCCGCGAGAAUAAUAGUUUAGACAAUAGUAACCAUGAAUCCAUUUCAGACAACAUACCACAAGCCUGAAAAAAGAGAUCAUCAUCUUGAAACAAACAUUAUCCCAAGCUACAACCUAUCUCUAGUUGAUGAAAUCAAAGAUCCACCGAGUCACCAGAUCGGUCCUGAAGUUGUUCACGGACCGCUUAGCCAACGUUCCCAUCUCGAACAUCUAACCGAAGAUCUCCUCUUACAAAGGGAAAACAAAUUCAUGAGCUCAUAUGACAGUUUUCUGCAUUAGAAUGGGACAAACUUCCUUUGACGACAGAUAGAGAUACCAGAUAUUUGCCUACUCUUUGUCAAGAACCUAAUAAGAGCAGUAAUAUCGUCAAAAAUUGGACCAUAUCAACAUGCUUAUCUUUUUCAGAAUGAGACAAAUGUUUGUGUCUUUUAAUCAUUGAAUAAUGGUACCAUCAAAUAAGAAUUCAUUGAUCAUACAAGUCAAAUCUCCUUUCACUAUGUCCUAAAACUUCUGAAAAAUAAAGCGCUCGUUCCAUCAGGGUGCAUCGCAAAUGUAAGUUUUACCUCUCAUUCUGUAACUGAAGCUGUGAGUUUCUGAUUUAUCGCAUCUGUGAUUGUUGUAAAGAUAUUUUCCAAAAAGCAUCAUUUAUUUCUUCUGAAUUUGAUGAUUCGAAAGAAUAUGAUGAUUCGGAAAGUGUUCUAAAGUAACCUGUAGCAAUGGCUCUCAUUAUCUCCCCAUCUAGUCAUCUUCCAUAAUAUUUUCUGAAUUGUCUUCAGCAGUCCUGUUAUAUUUUAAUAGAUUAGUUACAAGGACAUGAUGAGAACGGACUAUAUUAUUAUAACAUACCCUGGACUUAUAUUUGGACUGAAUGAGAUUAGACUAUAGUUUAGAAUGAAGACAGUAUAUUUGCGUACCAUAAAGCCUAUUCAUCAGGCCCAAAUAAUAAUAAUACGGGAAUCUGUAUAUUAGGGUUUUCGCUUCUUUUAAUUUUCUCACUGUGCCGUCUGAAGAGAAGAUAGAUCAGACGAAAAUGGAGAAAGGCAAGGGAAGAAAGGAGGAGAUUGUUACCAGGGAGUACACUAUCAACCUCCCACUACAAGAAAUAUUGGUUUUGAUAGCAGUAGAGGAUAGUGUUUUUUGUCUUUAUGCUAUGGUUGACAUAACCGUUAGUUUUAGAUAGCGUUUGUAUAUUUUGAAACGCUAUGAUAACGUAGUAUAUUUGGAAACGUUAUGAUAGCGGAUGUUUAAUAGCAAAAUAAUUAAAACGCUAUGUUUGGUUUAUCUAAUCCCUAAACCCUAAACAAGUUCUUAAACCCUAAACUCCAAGUAUAAACCUUAAAAAUCUUGUGUUCUCACACUAUAACUUCAAAUCUUGAAUUUUAACUCAAAUUUAUUCUUUUUAAGUUUAAUAUAUAACUUCCAAAUACACAAACCUUAAUUCCUCAAUCAAACUCUAUACCCUAAAUCCUAACAUGAAACAUAUAUAAACCAUACAUCCAAUACAUAUAAAUUUCAAAUCUAAAUUUUUAUUAAUCUAACAAAUUUUAAAUCUAAAUCCUAAUCACAAAUCCUUAUAUAGUAACUAUAACCCUUGUACUUUCAAAAUUUUUAACCCUAAAAUCAUAACACAAAACACUUUACACAAACUAAUGAUAAAAACCCCAUUAUGCAGUUUUUGAAAAUCAUAUAACCACAAAAAUCUAAUCAAAAUUUAAAUUUCAUAUGUUAAAUUACAAUAUAUAAUCUUUACAUUUAGGCAAUUUAUAAAACAAUUAAAAAGAAAUCUAAAAACAAUUUUAGUGCUUCUUUUUAUGACCAUUGAUUGAUUAUAAUCUAAGGGCUGAAAUUAUUCUUUUGUCUAUCUCCAACCUUCUCUGUCAUUGGUUAAUUUUUUUUCUGAAAGAUCAGGGUUCUUAGCCAUUGAUGCAACGUAAUCCAAAGGCCACAAUUUAGUCUCUCUCUUUCUCACUUAUCUUCUCCUAUACGACUUUUUAUUUUUCUUUCUUCAGCGACAACAUCGAAGAUGAACCCAAUGAGGGCAAAGCAACUGGUUGUUGGACCACCAUCGAAGAAGAGACGACGGCACCGGUCUGAGUUCGUCGCUGUCGUCACCGGUCUCGAACUCGGAGGGAGCAUGGUGGUGCUUAGUAGCGAGGGUGAUUUCUGAAACGGCGGCGGAGAGAGGAGGCGUGAAGAGUUCGAGGUGGUGAUGAAGUUUUGCCAAAGCAAAGCCCUCGCAUCAUCGCAGUGCUCAUCCUCUUGUCCGGUGACGUUUUAAAACUCCUGAAGCAGAUCUGUUUAUCCAUGUCAGUUAUGGUUCCUUUUUUUUUUUUGGAAAGCCAAUGUCAGGAUUACACAGGUGAAGUUUGGAUUGUUCUUUUAAGAUGUAUCCUCGGAUUUGAUUAGUGAAUCACGUGUUCUGUUCUGAGACUUUCAUUUGAUUCUUAAGAUGGCAAAGGAAGCUAGCAGUGGUGGUGGAGGUGAAGCCGAGCAAGAAGAAGAAGAGAGGUGGAGAAAGAGAGACGACAAAGACACAAAAGGAAGAAGAGGAUGCGGCGAGGUGGAUGGGAGAAGAUUAGAUUUAGAUUUAUUUUUUAAUCUGGGUUUAGGCUUCUUUUUAAUUUUGGGUUUCGUUUUUGUAAUACAAUUUAAUUAAUAAAUUAAUUUUAAUUAUAAA